Emiliania huxleyi CCMP1516 is the source of this 468-nucleotide messenger RNA. RefSeq lists its product as hypothetical. The record is from RefSeq and is a predicted model, not a curated record. The annotation marks the transcript as partial. The transcript has a single exon. Lineage: Eukaryota; Haptophyta; Isochrysidales; Noelaerhabdaceae.
CUCUUCAGCCUGUUCGAGCGCCACGGCAGCAGCGACUACAUCGGCGAGCCAAUGUCCAUCACGGAGCACUCCGUGCAGACGGCAAACGCGGCGCUCAAGGCGGGCGAGACGGACAUGGCCGUGCUCGCCUGCCUGCUUCACGACGUGGGCCACCUCUGCGGGCUGGAGGCGGGCCACGCGCCAGGCAUGGGAGGCUGCGGGACGCCCGACCAUGAGCGGAUCGGCGCGGACUUCCUCGGCGCGCUCGGCCUGCCGCAGGACAUCGCCUACCUGUGCCACCACCACGUCGGCGCAAAGCGGUACCUGUGCGCCACGGUGCCGGGCUACGAGGAGCGGCUCUCCGAGGCGAGCAGCGUGACCCUGCAGCACCAGGGCGGGCCAAUGUCGCCGGCGGAGGUUGCGGCGGCCGACGCCGACCCUCGCUGGCCGCUCGUGCUGCGGAUGCGACGGUACGACGAGGCGGGCAAG